This is a messenger RNA of Jaculus jaculus (lesser Egyptian jerboa), 1336 nucleotides long. RefSeq names its product protein FRA10AC1. NCBI's taxonomy places the organism in Eukaryota, Metazoa, Chordata, Mammalia, Rodentia, Dipodidae. Bases 110 to 1057 code for a protein of 315 amino acids. Gene Ontology annotation, molecular function: phosphatase activity. The transcript is spliced from 14 exons. Gene Ontology annotation, biological process: dephosphorylation. The record is from RefSeq and is a predicted model, not a curated record.
GGCACGCGCUCCGCCUUGCAGCGGCUCGCUCCGGCCGUGGGUCGUCGCUGCAGCUGCCGCCCCUCGCCCAGCACACUCGGCCGGCAGAGAGGACCGGAAGAGGGCAGGGAUGCAUGGGCAUGGAGGCUAUGACUCUGAUUUUAGUGAUGAUGAACAUGGUGGCCAGUCAAGCAAAAAGAAGAAAAGGACAGUGGAAGAUGAUUUCCUGCUCACAAAACCAUUUCAAAAGGAAAAACAUGGAAAGGUGGCCCAUAAGCAAGUGGCAGCAGAAUUGCUGGAUAGGGAAGAAGCAAGAAAUAGAAGGUUUCAUCUCAUAGCUAUGGAUGCUUAUCAAAGACAUACGAAGUUUGUAAAUGACUAUAUUUUAUAUUAUGGGGGCAAAAGAGAAGACUUCAAGCGACUGGGAGAAAAUGAUAAGACAGACUUGGAUGUUAUUCGAGAAAAUCAUAGAUUCCUAUGGAAUGAUGAGGAUGAAACAGACAUGACUUGGGAGAAGAGACUUGCAAAGAAAUACUAUGAUAAAUUAUUCAAGGAAUAUUGCAUAGCAGAUCUCAGUAGAUACAAAGAAAAUAAGUUUGGAUUUAGGUGGCGAAUAGAAAAAGAAGUAAUUUCAGGAAAAGGUCAGUUUUUUUGUGGAAAUAAAUACUGUGAUGAAAAAGAAGGCUUGAAGAGUUGGGAAGUUAAUUUUGGUUAUAUUGAGCAUGGUGAAAAGAGAAAUGCACUUGUUAAAUUAAGGUUAUGCCAGGAAUGUUCCUUUAAGUUAAAUUUUCAUCACAGGAGAAAGGAAAUCAAAGCAAAGAAAAGAAAGGCUAAAAUCAAAACAGAUGGUGAAGAGUCAUCACAUAAAAAGUCCAGAAUAUCAUCUGCAGAAGAAGCCACCACAAGAAAGGAUGAUGGGCAUUCAUCCUCAAAGAAAUCAGAAGGUUCUUUACAUAGAGACAGUGAUGAGGAAGGAAAUGCAUCAGAAUCUGAGCUUUGGAAGGGUGCACUACCAGAGACUGAUGAAAAAUCACAGGAAGAAGAAUUUGAUGAGUAUUUUCAGGAUUUGUUUCUGUGAGAUGGGCGAGAGAACUCUUGCGUUCUGUAAUGGGAAAGUGCUCUUUGAACCUCCGUGGCAGUUUUCUCUGCAGGGGCUCUGAGCAGUUUGUCUGGGAAUCCGAGGACGGCGCACACUUCAGCAGUGCGUUGGUUGUUUCAGACGCUUUUCCUGGCUGUUGUUUGUCUUUACAGUUGCUUAUCUGUGAGUCUGUUUUUUUCUAUAAUAUACUGUUUUAAAUGGCAUCUAAAUGUGAAUGAUUGUCAUUGAACUAAAAAUAAAUAGUGUCUUGUUUUAAAA